AUGUCCCUGAAGGAUAUCUCCAUACCCUCCAAAUCUGCCAUCCUCCACACCAUCAAACAAACCUCUUUCUUCCUCCUCCCGACUUUCGUUCAAACCACCAUUCGCCCUUCCGACCAGCCUCCAAAACCCCUCCAUCCAACCGCAUGGCUAGACGGCAUGCGCGGAAUCGCCGCUUUCCUCGUCUUCAUCUUCCAUAUCUCCUACGCCACCCACGACGUCGCUACCGCAUAUGCCCCCGAUGGCGGAAAAACCGAUCUCCUCCGCUUGCCGAUUGUCCGUUUUCUUUACCAUGGUCCUGCUAUGGUGAGCAUCUUCUUCGUGCUCUCUGGAUAUGCAUUGAGCUAUAAGCCUGCAAAACAAAUACGAAAGGGAGAAACAGAUGCAUUGCUGAAGGGCUUGUCGUCAUCGGUGGUGAGGAGGUGGAUGCGAUUGUAUUUGCCUUGUGUGGCAUCUACAUUGUGUAUUGUGGUGAUAGUGAGGCUGGGUGGAUAUGAUUGGACGAGGGAGCUUGCGAAUGACGGGAAGAGGUUGACGGGGUAUAGGGAUAGACAUGCUUGGCGGUAUGACACUUUUGUAGAGCAAAUGUGGCAUUGGGGGAGUAGCUUCUUGGGGUUUGCGAAUCCGUUUACGGGCAAGAGGAUGUAUUUGGAUGGACAUUUGUGGACGAUUCCGCUUGAAUUUAGAGCAUCCAUUAUUCUAUACGCCACUCAACUCGGUGUAUGCCGCCUUCGCACCAGAUAUCGCGUGGGCAGUCUACUCUGCUUGAUGGCUUGGGCCCACUACAUCGAUAACUGGGUAGUCCUCCUCUUCUACGCCGGUUUCUUGCUCGCCGAACUCGAUAUCCGAAGGACCGCACUCGCCGCGUCGACGACUUUCAGCACGACUCUUGCACCACCGAAGCCUAAUCUGCUCUGGACUAUCCUCUACACUCUAACCUUCAUAGGCGGCCUCUACCUCGGCGGCCAGCCAGAACAACAUUGGGAACACGCACCAGGCUGGAUGACAUUGUGGUCACUCAUCCCUCCAUACAUCCACGAUCGCCAUCGCUACUGGACUGGCUGGGGCGCUUUACUUCUCGUCUGGUCAACGUCGAACUCAGGCAUUCUGCAACGCAUCUUCACCAACGCCUUUACCCAGUACCUUGGCAAGAUUUCAUUUUCGUUGUACUUGGUGCAUGGCUUCGUUAUACACACUGCUUACUAUGCAUUCAUUGAAGUGCUUUGGGGUGUCAUUGGCGAUGAGACGGAUAUGCAGAAGGAGGUGUCGUUUGCGGUUGCGCUUGUGGUGGUGACGGGGGUAUUGGUGUGGGUGUCUGAUGUUUUUACGAGGGCUGUGGAUGUGCCUUCGGUCAAGUUUGCGAGGUGGGUGGAGGGCAGGAUGAUUGCGAAACCGAGGACGGUGAAGGAGGAACCGGCUUAG
Molecule: messenger RNA, 1419 nt
Organism: Aureobasidium namibiae CBS 147.97
Lineage: Eukaryota; Fungi; Ascomycota; Dothideomycetes; Dothideales; Saccotheciaceae
Exons: 2
Coding region: 1-1419 (472 amino acids)
Biological process (GO): polysaccharide biosynthetic process
Cellular component (GO): membrane
Molecular function (GO): acyltransferase activity, transferring groups other than amino-acyl groups
Source: RefSeq, a predicted model, not a curated record